UGCCAGUCAGGUGAUUAUCUACAUGGCGAACAAAGAUAUACAAAUAGUAGAAUUUUUCGAGUUUGUAACUUUGAAACUUCAAAAUUACAAUUUAUACCUACAGGAUUUUGGCAUUUUGGAACUCUAGUACUUUGAAAUUUUAGGAUUUUUGAACUUUGGGACUACAGAAUUUUGAAAUUUUUGAACUUUUGUCAUGCUAUAGCCAAUCAGAAUAAACCUGCGCAGUAUAAGCGAAAACUCAUUUGGCACUUUAUGUACAUUCUCUCUCAAAAUAAUACUUUUGACCCACGUGGUAUAAACCUCGGAAAGUUUUCACAACCAAUGAAAAGCUCUAAAACGAUUCGCUACAAAAUAUAAAAGCUUUGUAUGAAGACAUGUGUGGUUGAUAGUAGCGAAUAUAAUUAAUUGUACGAAGUGCAAAUUUUAUUUUAUAUAGAAUUAGAAUGAAAAUAAUUUAAUACUUCGUGUUAUAAUUCAAAUGUGUUGUAUUAUAAACAUUCAGUAAUUAAUAAACAAUUACCAUGGAAAACCAAAACGGUACAAUGGUCAAAAGCAAUAAUCCUGCUCCAACAGUGGAACAGAUUAAUGCUGACCGAAUAACUCAGCUUGCAAAUAAAUAUUGGGCACCACACACAAUGGAUUCACAUCUUCCUUUUAAUCCUCAAAUAGUAGAAGAUAUUUAUGUUCAAGAGAUAUGUGCCUCUAAGUUUUCCAUUCGAAGAAUUAUGAUGCUAGAGUUUAGUCAAUGUUUAGAAAACUUCCUGUGGCCAAACUAUGAUGCAAAAACUGCUACUCGUGCUCAUACAAUGUCCAUUGUUGUUAUGGUGAAUGAAAAAUUUCGAGAACGUGUGCAAGUUUGGGAAGCAUUUGAAAAGAAUCCAGAACAUUUCCCAGAAUUUUUCCAAAAGGUUUUGGAAGCAUGUCUUGAAGAGAGUAUAAUGGACUUUGAUUUAAAAGAACAGACUGCCUUGAUUGUUUUUCUCAAUCAUUGCUUUAAUUCUAUGGAGGUAUCAUUAGUCCGAGAACAAGUAAAAAGGCUUGUAUCUUUAUCUAUGUGGAUUUCACUACAGCAAGGCCGUAGAGAAUUAGAAUUUAGAAAAUAUCCAAAAUGGAGAAAAUAUUGGAAAGUGAUAAGGAAGAAAGAUAAUCCUGAGUGUAAAGAAAGACUGGAAUGGGAUCGCAAAUUCUUACACAGACUAAUGAUUAAAUUUAUGACAAUAUUAGAAACAAUUUCAAAAGAUGGGCCACUUUUAUCUGAUAAAGUGAGGUAUUGUGAGAGGUUUCUCGAACUAAUAAUAGAUUUGGAGGCCUUAUUACCAACUAGACGUUUCUUUAAUACUGUUAUGGAUGAUUGCCACUUGGUAGUACGAUGUCAGCUAUCUAAUUUGUUACAUCGACCUGAAGGAGGAUUGUUUGGUCAGUUGCUGGAGAUGUUGAAGUUUUACGCCAGGUUUGAAAUUAAUGAAGAAAGCGGGGACCCUCUUACGGAUCAUGAUAUGACACAGUUGCAUUACACCAAAAUCACUUCUCUUCAGAAAGCAGUUUUCGCGAAGUUCCCAGACUUGAGGAGUUUUGCACUGGCAAAUGUGGCGAGUGUCGACACGAGGGAGGCUCUUUACAAACAUUUCGUUUUGCUCAGUCAGGAGAAGUUAAGAUCCAUAGCUAGUUAUCUCAGCUUGGUACCAUCUGAAGAGCGAGAGAAAGAGGAGAAUUGGUAUCGUUACGAUGUGGAGUUUCUUCAGGAGUUAUUGAUUUCUCGGCAUGAGCGUAGAGCGUCUCAGUUGGAGGAGCUGAAUGAGAUGCCACUUUAUCCGACAGAGGAAAUUAUUUGGAACGAAAGUAUCGUGCCCACAGAGUACUUCUCUGGCGAAGGAUGUUUAGCAUUGCCGAAGUUAAAUUUACAGUUUCUUACUUUGCAUGAUUAUUUGUUGAGGAACUUCAAUCUUUUUCGACUUGAAUCUACCUAUGAAAUACGCCAGGAUAUAGAGGAUGCUGUGAGCAGGUUGAGUCCAUGGCGUGCCGAAGAUGGAGGUGUUUAUUUCGGUGGCUGGGCUAGAAUGGCUCAGCCGAUCACGCAGUUCGCUGUAGUUGAAGUAGCGAAACCUAAUAUUGGAGAGAAAAGACCAUCCCGAGUUCGCGCUGAUGUCACUAUAAAUUUGAGCGUUCGCAAAGAAAUAAAGUCCGAAUGGGAGAACCUUCGUAAACACGAUGUCUGUUUUUUAAUCACGGUGAAGCCUCAGAACCCGAUUGGUACAAAAUAUAGUCACAAACUACCUUUCGUUCCACAAGUUGGAUUGACUACGGUUCGAGGAUGUGAAGUCGAAGGUAUGCUAGAUUCAAACGGUAGAGUAAUCGAAGAUGGUCCUGAACCACGGCCGAUCUUGCCUGGCGAUACUCGAACAUAUAGGGUGUGGUUGGAUUCCAAUCAAUACAGAAUCGAUAUGGACAAUGCUAGUCACGGCGGUGAAGAUGUGUACGAGAGCUUUAAUAUUAUAAUGAGGCGUAAGCCGAAGGAGAAUAAUUUCAAAGCAGUAUUAGAGACCAUAAGAGAACUCAUGAAUACGGAAUGCGUUGUUCCUGAUUGGCUCCAUGAUAUUAUUCUUGGGUAUGGUGAUCCUGGAGCAGCCCGCUAUUCAAGGAUGUCAAAUGAAAUUCCAACAAUGGACUUUAACGACACAUUCCUCGACAUAGAUCACUUAAGAUCUAGUUUCCCUCAACAUGAAAUUGAAAUUUCUACUGAUGAUGAAUCAAAAUUGGUGCGACCAUUCCGUUUAACGUUCGAAGAUGUGCUAGCUAAACAUAAUAAUGAGCCCAUCAGAAAAGUGAUCAGAGUCGAACCUCAUGUACCACCUAGUCGAGGUCCUUACAAAGCUAAUGAGCCUAAGAAGAAUCAAAUUCCUUUCACACCGACACAAGUUGAAGCUAUUCGUGCUGGCAUGCAACCAGGAUUAACGCUCGUUGUUGGUCCACCUGGUACAGGAAAGACUGAUGUUGCUGUUCAGAUCAUUUCUAAUCUUUAUCACAACUUCCCCAAUCAAAGGACGCUUAUAGUUACGCACUCGAAUCAGGCACUUAAUCAGCUGUUUGAAAAAAUUAUGGCGCUUGAUAUCGAUGAAAGACAUUUAUUACGUCUAGGUCACGGAGAAGAAGCGUUAGAGACUGAAAAAGAUUUCAGUAGAUAUGGUAGAGUUAACUAUGUCUUAGCUAAACGUUUGGAUCUGUUAAUGGAAGUUCAAAGAUUACAGGAGUCAUUAAAUGUAAAAGGUGAUGUGGCAUAUACAUGUGAAACAGCGGGACACUUUUUUAUGUAUCAAAUAUUAGCAAGGUGGGAACGGUUUGAAACCAGAAUUAAACAAAGACUAGGAAAUAACCCACCUCCUGCUUACAUUAUCGAUGAGGAAUUUCCGUUUCACAAAUUUUUCGACAAUGCGCCAAAGCCAUUAUUUAAACGUAAUACGUUUGAAGAAGAUCUCGAAAUAGCACGAAGUUGUUUCCGGUAUAUUGAACGGAUUUUCGCUCAAUUAGAAGAAUUUAGAGCUUUCGAAUUAUUAAGAUCUGGUUUGGACAGAUCAAAAUAUUUAUUAGUUAAAGAAGCUAAAGUUAUCGCUAUGACGUGUACUCAUGCUGCACUUAAAAGACGUGAACUCGUAGAUAUGGGAUUUAAAUAUGAUAAUAUUCUUAUGGAAGAAUCUGCACAAAUUUUAGAAAUAGAAACUUUUAUACCAUUGUUGCUACAGAAUCCACAAGAUGGAUAUAACAGAUUGAAACGUUGGAUAAUGAUAGGAGAUCACCAUCAGCUUCCACCAGUCAUUAAAAACAUGGCCUUUCAAAAGUAUUCAAACAUGGAACAAUCCCUUUUUGCAAGAUUUGUCCGGUUGGGUGUCCCCACAGUUGACCUUGAUGGUCAAGGUCGUGCAAGACCUAGCAUCUGUAAUCUCUAUAAUUGGAGAUACAAAAAAUUAGGCAAUCUAACACAUGUGGAAAAGAGUUCAGAGUAUCUUGUGGCAAACGCUGGAUUUCUCUAUGACUUUCAGCUUAUCAAUGUGGAAGAUUUCAACGGAGUCGGAGAAAGCGAACCCAGUGCUUACUUUUAUCAAAAUCUUGCUGAAGCUGAAUAUUGCGUAGCUGUAUUCAUGUACAUGCGUCUUCUUGGUUAUCCAGCUGACAAGAUCAGUAUAUUGACAACGUACAACGGACAAAAACAUUUAAUAAGAGACGUAAUAAAUAUAAGAUGUGCCAGUAAUCCUUUGAUAGGUCGACCGAACAAAGUAACGACAGUUGACAAAUACCAGGGUCAACAAAAUGAUUAUAUAUUGUUAUCUCUCGUAAAAACUCGUGCUGUAGGUCACUUAAGGGAUGCACGCCGUUUAGUGGUUGCUAUGUCAAGAGCACGUCUCGGUCUUUAUGUUUUUGCAAGAGUAUCUCUCUUUAAGAACUGUUUUGAAUUAACACCUGCAUUUGCUCAACUAAUGCAACGACCACUAAAGUUGCAACUUCUUCCACAAGAACAUUAUCCCACUGAAAGACUCAACGAUGAAAUUCCAUCUACUCCACCAAUGGAAAUUGAAGAUAUGCCACAUAUGGCUAAAUUUGUCUAUGAUUAUUAUAUAGAAAAAGUUAGUGGUAUGAAAGAAUCACAAAAGGCGUGGCAGAAACCAGGCAUGGUACAACAACCCAAUAGUCCAAAUCAUAAAGUGCCUGUUCAUCCAGGAGCUGACGACGACACAGACGACGAAGAAUUUAAUCAACCAGAUGAUGAACAGUCGACUGUCAAACCAGAAAAUAUAGAACCAAAAUUUGAAUUAAUAAAAAAUUUAGUAGAAGACCCAGUUUCAGAAAGCGAAGACAAUGAUCGUUAAAAAUGAACUCGUACGUUCAUAAAUAAGUAUGGAUAGUAAUAAGCGAAUGUUUUUACGGAAAAUAACCAUCUUUUUAUUACAAUCAUAUUUAUUGUACAGUAACACGAUAUU
Megachile rotundata (alfalfa leafcutting bee) is the source of this 4970-nucleotide messenger RNA. RefSeq names its product RNA helicase aquarius. The record is from RefSeq and is a predicted model, not a curated record. Gene Ontology annotation, molecular function: mRNA binding; helicase activity. Gene Ontology annotation, biological process: mRNA splicing, via spliceosome. Lineage: Eukaryota; Metazoa; Arthropoda; Insecta; Hymenoptera; Megachilidae. Gene Ontology annotation, cellular component: catalytic step 2 spliceosome.